Messenger RNA from Exophiala aquamarina CBS 119918, 1233 nucleotides. RefSeq lists its product as uncharacterized. NCBI's taxonomy places the organism in Eukaryota, Fungi, Ascomycota, Eurotiomycetes, Chaetothyriales, Herpotrichiellaceae. The transcript has a single exon. Gene Ontology annotation, molecular function: FAD binding. The record is from RefSeq and is a predicted model, not a curated record. Bases 1 to 1233 code for a protein of 410 amino acids.
AUGAAGGUCCUUAUCUCAGGCGGCGGCAUCGCUGGUCCCUGUCUCGCAUACUGGCUCGCCAGAACACGACUUGAUAUAGUCACCACCAUUGUUGAGCGUUCACCUUUCCCAAGGCUCACUGGCCAAUCAGUUGAUGUUCGUGGGACAGCAGUCGAUAUCGUCAGGAAAAUGGGGCUCGAAGAAGCUGUUCGUGCCCGCCACACGACCGAAGAGGGCACAAUCAUGAUCAAACGUUCUGGCAAGGGGACCUUCGCGCAUUUCAAAGCCGGCGAUGUGUUUACGGCUGACUACGAAAUUCUGAGGGCAGACUUGUCACAGCUGUUCCUCGAAGCCACCCAGAGUUUGACUAAUGUCCGAUACAUGUACGGUGACUCUAUCAUAUCUCUCGAGCAGACCGAAAAGGACGUCAACAUUACCUUUGCGAGCGGAUCCAAGGACACUUUCGAUUUAGUAGUUGCCGCGGAUGGGUCUACCUCGGCUACCAGACCAAUGAUCCUCGACGAGCAAUCUCUCAAAGGAUGCUACAACUUCCUGGGUCAGUACAUCGCAUUCUACAGCAUUCCCAAGCAGAAGGACGACCCAAAGUUGUGGCAGAUCUACAAUCCCGCACGAGGUCUCUGUAUAAUGAUACGCCCUCAUAAGAACACCUCCACCAUGGGUGUAUACCUAUGCGUCACGACACCAUCCCAUUCUCAACGCGAUCCAGCAAUCGAAGAAGCCAUGAAGGAGGGGCCAGAAGCUACGAAAAAGAAGUUGUGGGAGUAUUUCAAAGAUCUUGGCUGGCAGGCAAAGCGGGUGUUGGAAGGGAUGAAUUCCGCAGAAGACUUCUACUUCACCCGCGCCGCCCAGGUGAAACUUCCAAAGUGGACGAAUCAGCGCGGCGUUGUGAUGGGUGAUGCGGCGUUUGCAACUUUUGGAGUUGGUACAACUCUCGCUAUCUCGAGUGCCUACACUCUCGCAGGAGAAUUAUCGAAGAUCAAGAACAACGACGAUGUACCACAUGCGCUGGAGAAAUAUGAGCAGGUGUUCCGCACGCUGUAUGCAAAGAUGGAGGACCUUCCACCCGGAUACCCGCAAAUUGUGUUCCCGCAGAGUGCGUGGGCUAUCCGCUUGCGAGACUUCCUCAUCUGGGUCGUCAGUGCGACGAAGGCAUACAAACUUAUUCCCGGCGAAGGUGGAGUUGAUUUUGCGCUUCCACCGUACGAAUGGGGGGAAAUUCCUGAACGGAAAUGA